Molecule: messenger RNA, 4443 nt
Organism: Larimichthys crocea (large yellow croaker)
Lineage: Eukaryota; Metazoa; Chordata; Actinopteri; Sciaenidae
Gene: gsdf
Product: gonadal somatic cell derived factor
Exons: 6
Coding region: 242-859 (205 amino acids)
Molecular function (GO): growth factor activity
Source: RefSeq, a predicted model, not a curated record
UGUACUCGUUCACACGGGAGAUGACAACAAUGUUAAGUAUCUCAAGGCCAAGCUUCCACAGGAAGAUAAACAUUCCCAGGCCCUGACAAACAAUACCUUGUGCACCUGGACCAUCACUGUCUGGUCGCUCCUAUCUUCUCGUCAAACCAGAGUAAAGGAUUCAGCCGCAGCCUCCAACCGUCGCAAGUCUACAUGAUUUAAAAGCAGUUGAUCCAUAGAUUGAUCAUUUGGCUCAUACAACAUGUCCUUUACGUUCAUUGUCAUGACUGUGCUUCUGGGCUCUCCAAUGGCGAUUGCCUUCAUCUUGCAGCCAUCCAAGGAAGAACCUGUAAACUCUCCAAACAAUCACAGGUGCCAGGUUGAGUCACUGCAGUCCAUCAGGAAGGUUCUCCUCAGGGCUCUCAACUUGCAGGUUGAGCCACAGCUACCAGCUAGUGGGCUGGAUAGAUUUAGAGAGCAAUGGUCAGGAAACUUCAUCGACGCUGAUCGCAAAGCCAAGGACACUGCAGUUCCAGCAGUCUCUGGCUACUCCGCGUCACCUGAUGGUGGAAACAGUACGAGCCUCAAGUGCUGUUCCAUGGCCUCUGAGAUCCCCAUGAAAGAUCUGGGAUGGGACACCUGGAUGAUCCACCCUGUCAGCCUGACUGUCGUUCAGUGUGCACUCUGCAACCCAGAAGUAAACACAGUGCAGUGUGUGCAGAAUCCUGACGCACAGGUGACAUGUUGUCAGCCCACCUCCCAGAAAAUGGUGCCUGUCCUCUACAUGGAUGAAUUGGCCACACUCACCAUUUCCUCCAUGCAGCUGACCAACAGCUGCGGCUGUGGAUACGGCAACAUCCAGCAGCCCAGCGAAGAGUAAAGUUUGUUUUAUAUAUAUAUAUAAAUACAUUAUAUAAAGAUCUGUUGUCUCUCACCAACAUAAAACUGAUCAGUUGUUAUUUCAGUGGUAAAACUGAUGAGUUUAUUGAGCUCAAUCACACAUUACUGAUCUUAACUUUCAAUCUACAUUUAUGUAUUAUUAUUAUUAAGCCUAAAAAUAAGCAAUAAAAAGUGAAUUUCUGUCAACAAAUUUGAGUAUUUCUCUCACACCAAGAGCUGAAGAGGGCUGGACAUGAGAUGCAGCUGGCUCGUGAUACAUGCUGCGAGUUUAUCUUUAAAUAAAUCUCUUGAGUACAGAGCCCUAUUUAAAGCUGCUAACCGUUACUGAGUGUUCCCUCCAAAAAUGUGAGACUGUCGAAAGCCAAAUCCUCUCACUGGCCAGUUAUCUCUUGUCUGACCUGCAGAACAACUGGGCAAGAAGUCAAUUUAAUUUCAAAACUGAGGUCAAAUAAAAUACAUAAUUCUUGAAGUGCAAUUGUAAAUUAAGUUUAAGCUUGCCAUUGUGAGGGUUAAGCAUUUCUUGCAGGCGGAGUAAUAGGAGAAGAUUAUGUUCACCAGCAUAAACUCCCUACAUCUAAAACUUGUUAAAGUAUCAGUUUCCCCUGGGUCUGAAUAACAUCUGUGCUGUGUUUUUCCACCAAGGUCCACUGGCCGUGCUCUGUUUUUAUGUUUCAACUUGUAGAUAUAGAUAAGAAAAAGAGGACAAUGCUGCCCUGCAAACUCGGGGCAGGGCAUGCAAUACUGGACAAUAAAACUGCUUAUUGUUUAUAUGAAAGACACAAAAUCUGUUAAAAAUAAAUAAAUAAGUGAAAUUAAUUGUAACAAGGUGUGACAAAAAAAAGUAAAAAAAAAAAAUCAUAGUACUUUCUGUUGGCAUACUUUGUAUUUGUCUCACAUUUUAUUUCUUUACUGUGGUGUGUUACUUUGACUACUUUGAAAUUAUUUGAUUAAAUAUCUAAUUAGAAACAUCAAAGCCUGGUAGACAAAAUAUAAUCCAAAUGAAAUAGCAUAUUUAAGUAAUCCAAAUGACUUAAUCAUGCAUGGAUCCAAAACAUUUUGUUUGAUUUACAUAAUGUGUGCUUUUAUAUCCAUGUUUAACAGCAGAUCGUUUGUAUUUUUUUGCUUUUGUGUCUUUAACCAUUAACAUGAUUGGUUACAGUGGUGUUUUUUUAAGGUUUUUUUUAUUGCUUUAACAUAUAUUUUGUCACCUUUUUGUUAUGUGCUCUCACUUAAAAUUACUUCACUGUUAAUUUUUUUCAGAUACCUUUCAAAUGGGAUGAGUUUAUAUCACCUCAUUUUACAUUUGGACCAGAUGCAAAAUGUCUCAUUGUGCUUAUGACCCUGAUAUAACACCCUAAUCAUUUGUACUGAUUGUGACUGAUUUCUUGCACACGGUUAUCUGAAUAAAGAUGAUUUAUCAACAUUUUUUUUGCUUUCAUUAGUUUUUCCUGGCAAUGUUUAUUUUAUACCAAAAUUAGUAUGAUUCUUUCAAAAGAGCAUUGUUUUCUUUUAUAUGUCUGCCAGACUGUUACAUGAUAAGAGGGAGGACCAGAGGAAGGGGGGUUUAGUUGGUGUGCAUCCACACAGUUGGUGUGCAUCCACACUCAGGGUGAUUAUAAAACCUGGCUGCAGUCGAAUCUUACUUUUUGAUUCUCAAGUUGUGCAUGCAAGACACUGAUCCCAGAGUUCAACAAGAACAAUUCUGCAAAAGGACAACGAGAUCUGGCUAUAGAUCAACACAACCAACAUUGUUAUCGUUUAUUAGUACUGGACAGAAUGUCAAGAUAUUUCACUGUGUGGGUCUCUUUUGGCAUACUCUCCCCCCUUCUGCUGGCUGUAGGGGCAAUUGAGUGUUUAGAGAGGGAAACAUUGCUGAGACGGAUCCCCAGCACUGUGACACAAGUAACGGAGUGUUUGAUGGAGUGCACUGGGAUGACCUACAUCAAAAAACUGCAACUUCAGGACAAUCAUAAUAUAAGAUUCCAAGAUUCCUCAGAAGGAGACCUCGGAGAAUACUGUUGGUCUACAGAGCUCAAGUGCACCAUUGGAGAGAGCUUUCAUCUUGCCUACGUGGUGUUGCCUGUGGAUAUAUCUUCAGUUAGACAUGAGAUGCUGGAAGUCAAAACCACUGCCACCACGCUGCAUGGACACAACAGCCCCACCACAAUCACAGAGAGCUGUGGCCUCCGUUACGACGUCACACAGCACUUCAGGAGCACAGUGGAGACAGGGACUUCAUUCUGCAUACAAGUGGUCACUGAAGAACAUGUCCUGGGGGACAAUGUUCUUAAAUGUCCUCCAUUUCUGGUCACUUUCUGGCAAAGAAGUCCAAAACAGUCCAACCAAGGAGGGGGCGGAUAAAGAUCUCAAUUACUAAUACUCAAGUAUUAAUACUAAGUUGUAAAAUUACUCCAUUAGAAGUCAUGCAUUGAUAGUAAAAGUCUUGUACUUUGACUAUUACAUAUUACAUUAUUAGAUUAUUAUUACUUCUGCAUUCAUGUAAAAGUAUGAUUUUCUGCUGUAGUCGGUUGAGGUGGAGCUAGUUUUUAACUAUUUUGCAUAGGAUUGCACUAAUGAUUCUUUUUUAUUAUGGAUUAAUCUGCUGAUUAUUUUCUUGAUUACCAAUUGUUUGUUUGGUUUGUGAAAAAUCUGAAAAUAGUGAGAAAUGCCACUAGUCAGUUCAACUUCACAAUGCAUGUUUUGUCCAACCAAAUAGAUGUAAAAAAAAAAAUGUAGUCAAGUAAAAAAGUACAUUUUUUGCACUGCGGUGGGAUAGAAGUAUAAAGUAUGUUUAGCAGGAAAUAGAAAUACACAUACCUUAAAUUUGUGCUCAAGUACAAAAAAAAAAAGUUCUGUUCUGUAUUGGCUUUCAUAUGUAACUCUAUUACCAGAGUGAACAGACAAUGACUUUCUUUGCACUGUGGGAAGACGUCAGAGCACGCAGAGAGAACUUACACAGACAUGGGGAAAGCAGAACCUUCUUGUUGUGAGGCCACAGUGCUAACCACUGCAUCACCGUGUGGCCAACUCUGCAGCCAUUUGCGUGAGUGAUUGUCUAUUCUUCUGUUUGGUUUUGUAUCUGGACUCUCUUCUAACAAUUGACAAAAGCCUAUUUACUCACAUACACAUUUAAACUUAUAUAUUCAUGUUGAUUUAGACUCUCUCAGCUUUUAUUGCCAAACUAGUGGCUUAAGUGGAGUGGAGUCUCUGCACUUAUGUUAGAAAUGACCAAUUAUUAACAUACUAAGGUAAAUACUUACUACAGUAUAUAGUGAACAUUAAUUCCUCAUGAUAUAACAUGAUUUUGUACUUAGAAUAAAUCAUAAUCUAUGUUCAGGCUUUAUGUAACGUUUGUUUCUUGUAGUUGUGAAUGUAUUUGAGCAUAAAAAGGCGAUGUGAAUCACAUGUACGUGUCCAACACUGAGAGAUGCUUAUUAGAAAAUCCUGCUGGAUUUAUUUGAAGGCAACCAGAGUAAUGCAAAAGCUCACAGUUAAAUGAAGAAUGUAAAUAUGAGAUGGUAAUGAUUAUAAGUGUUUAAAGCAAUAAUAAAACAUUAUAUUUUC